AUCUUUUUUGGAAUCUUGUUAUCUGGAUUUUAUAAAAACCUCAUUUUACAUUACUAUUGUCUUGCUUCAAAAUCAUACAAACAAAAAAGAGGUAUUCUUUACCAGCUUCAUUAAGCUUAAAAAACAUCCUUACAAUGGCUUCUUCUUCAUUAAAUCCUACUAUAAUAUUGCCUGGUUAUCCAAAUUCAGAUGGGUCUCCUUCUCUUUCAAAUCUUUGCACAAAUUUUGCCAAAAGAUCACAACUUUUUUCAGAUCACAAGGGUUUAACUUCAACUUCUUGGAAUGCUAAAACCCCUGUUCAUGUACAUGCAUCACUUUGUAUAAGCAAAUCUAUGAGAUGGUGGGAAAAGACACUAAAGUCCAAUAUGAUUGAAAUCAAUUCAGCCCAAGAAUUGGUAAACACAUUAUCAAAUUCAGGGGAUAGAUUGGUCAUUUUGGGAUUUUAUUCACCUGGUUGUGGUGGUUGUAAAGCUUUACACCCAAAGAUCUGUCAAUUAGCUGAAUCAAACCCUGAUGCAAUUUUCCUUCAAGUGAAUUAUGAAGACCUAAAACCUAUGUGUCAUGCUCUUCAUAUUCAUGUCCUGCCCUUUUUUAGACUAUACAAAGGUCAUGAGGGCAAGGUUUGCAGUUUUAGCUGCACCAUUGCAACUAUCAAGAAAUUUAAAGAUGCAUUAUCAAGGUAUAAACCAAAUGGAUGUAAUCUUGGUCCCGCCAAAGGAUUAGAAGAGUCUGAGCUGUUGAGUUUAGCUUCAAUUGGUCAAAUUUCAUAUAACUUGCCAUUAAAGUCAAAUGAGGAUGAUUUGCUCCUCAAAGAGAUUAACACAUCAAGCAAAGAAUUACUUCUUGCAUAAGUUUUAGGUUCUAGUUCGACAUGGUUCGGGUCAAGGAAACAAGUUCCGACUCAAACCUUAGUAAAACCGCAAAAUGCUGGUCUGUCGGAUUGGGUUAUAUGAUACGGAGUAGAUUUUAAGUUGUACAUAGUCUUUGUAAACCUAAAAGGGGGCUUGCUGGUUUUUAGUUGAAGGAUAAGCCCUGCUUGUUUGCUUUUUUUAUUUAUAUUAUAUACUCCGUAUAACAUUGAAGAUGUUAUUUUGAAUGAUUGUUUUAUACUCAAGUUAAAUGUACAACUGUUGUAAUGGAUAUUAAUAACAAACAUGUCAAAUCAUAAUCCUAUUUAGUUUGGUAA
Erigeron canadensis is the source of this 1186-nucleotide messenger RNA. RefSeq names its product thioredoxin-like 1-2, chloroplastic. The record is from RefSeq and is a predicted model, not a curated record. Lineage: Eukaryota; Viridiplantae; Streptophyta; Magnoliopsida; Asterales; Asteraceae. The coding region runs from base 135 to 851 and encodes 238 amino acids. The transcript has 4 exons. Gene Ontology annotation, biological process: cell redox homeostasis.